Molecule: messenger RNA, 1065 nt
Organism: Guillardia theta CCMP2712
Lineage: Eukaryota; Cryptophyceae; Pyrenomonadales; Geminigeraceae
Exons: 4
Coding region: 1-1065 (354 amino acids)
Source: RefSeq, a predicted model, not a curated record
AUGGUGGCUCUCGGAGAUCUGACGGCGCCCAAGCCGAUAAGAAUGGAGACGAGCUCUCUAGAUUCGUUUCUCGAGAUGUUGCUUCAGGCGUUGAAGCAGCAGGAGGCAGACAUGGCAGACAUGCGGACAACCAACAAGAAGCUUGCAGCUGAGGUCGACGAGCUCAAAUCCCAAGUGAAAGCUUCAGGAGGAGGAGAAAUGUUGAAGGAGCUCAAAGGCCUUAGCAGCCGCUUCAAGGACCUGGAGGCUCGGCUGGUGAUUGUGGAGCAGGGGAUGGAGAACAAGGCGGACGCUUCUCAGCUGCAGGAAGUGAAGGAGGCGGCGGAGCGUGCAGAGCGAUCGCUGAUGGAACUCUCCACUGAGUUCACGGGGUUCAAGAGCGAUCUGAUGAAGACCAUCAAGGGAUUGGAGGGACGAGUUUCUGCCUUACAGUCUCAGGUGGCCGAACAGAUCAAUCAUCUCGCAGACUCCAAGGCGAACAAGGCGGAGGUGACGGAGAUGGGGAGGAGGACGGAGAGUCUGGGGAAGGUGUGCGACAGCAACACGGAGGCAGUGGAGGAGAUGAAGAGGAGGAUGGAUGAGUUCCUGCAAGGCAUCGACUCGAAGAUCGAGAUGAAGGCGGACAGAGACAGUCUCAACAACAAGAUCACCCGCGUGGAAGUGGACGACCUUCUCUCCUCCCUCUCCUCCCUCUUCUCCGAGAAGCAGCGCAAGAACAGCAAGGAUCUGCAGGACGUGCGCGACGACCUCGACGUUCUCCUCACCAUGGUCAUGCAAGACGCCAACGUGGCUGCUGGCAUGCUCAAGUGCCUGUCCUGCGAGAAACCGGUCCUCCUUCACCGCCCGGGGCCUCCGCCGGGGAGCGGGAGGGAGCCAGUCAUCACUCAGGGGACGGACGGCAUGAUGUACCGAGCGGCCAAGGAGGCGGAGUACAGCCCGCAGUGGACCUCGAGUGGGUUGGGGAGACGAUCUGAGAGCCCAGUGAAGACGAGGAUGGACAGCCCGCAGAAACCGUCGGGGAGGAUAAGACCAGCGUCAGCCAAAGUCCGAUCCUCCGUCUCUUAA